UGACCUUAAUUGGGCUAUGGGCUUUCAACCUUAGACCAGGCCCAGUCGGCCCAAUUAGCUGGUCAUCUCAAUUUCAUUGUUCUUCGAUUAGCAGAGAAUCAAAAAUCCCUUUUCCUUCUCUCUCAUCGUCGUCUUCUUCUCUUCAAGGCAUUUGUAUCUUCAUAACAAUGGCGUCGAGUUUGAUGAAAACCCUAAUUGAAUCAUCCAAAUUGGGAGUCAGAAAUCUCUGUCUUGUUCCUAAUCAAGUCAGUAACCACACUGCCAAGUGGAUGCAGGAUACUAGCAAGAAAUCUCCCAUGGAGUUGAUCAAUGAUGUUCCACCCAUCAAAGUUGAAGGCAGGAUUGUUGCUUGUGAAGGAGACAACAACCCGGCACUUGGGCACCCAAUUGAAUACAUAUGCCUCGAUCGGAAAGAGCCAGCCGUCUGCAAGUAUUGUGGUCUUCGCUACUUUCAGGAUCAUCACCACUAAGAAUGUGAAAGUGAGGUGUCACUUUUUCCAUAGCUAAUGAUGGCUGCAAAAUAUUGAUAUCCAUUCUUGUAUGUUUGGUGAAACUUUAUAAGGCAAAAGAAACCAAGCUGAAUGAUAAAUACUUCCUUUGGUCUUUUUUUCUUUUUUAGCAUAAUAAGGAAUUGUUCAAGCUUGCUUGUAUUAUUAUUCUUUCUAUACAUUUUCUAUUUGAUUAUCUAAUCUAAAAUUGCUUUCUUGUGAAA
Molecule: messenger RNA, 712 nt
Organism: Cannabis sativa
Lineage: Eukaryota; Viridiplantae; Streptophyta; Magnoliopsida; Rosales; Cannabaceae
Product: NADH dehydrogenase [ubiquinone] iron-sulfur protein 6, mitochondrial
Exons: 4
Coding region: 168-470 (100 amino acids)
Biological process (GO): mitochondrial electron transport, NADH to ubiquinone
Source: RefSeq, a predicted model, not a curated record